Talaromyces marneffei is the source of this 564-nucleotide messenger RNA. RefSeq lists its product as uncharacterized. The transcript has a single exon. The record is from RefSeq and is a predicted model, not a curated record. Bases 1 to 564 code for a protein of 187 amino acids. NCBI's taxonomy places the organism in Eukaryota, Fungi, Ascomycota, Eurotiomycetes, Eurotiales, Trichocomaceae.
AUGCCAGGUCUUUCUGACGCGUCGUCGGGUCUGACGAGACAAUGCUCGCGCUCCAACGACAACUCCGCGCUGAGCCCUUCCUCGGCGCCCUCAACCCACAAACCCUUCUCCUUUAUUCGCUCGUCGUCGUUCUCCUUCAGCAAGUCGCGCUUUGUUCUUGAAUCGCCUCCCAUCCCGGAAAGCGACAAAGAACCUAUUUUCGACGAAAUCCGCGACUGCGACGAGGCGCCUUAUCCUCUUCCCCCGCAAACCAGAAAGAUGUCGGCUCCUGGUCCGAUCGAUAUUAAAAGACAAAAGGCGGAAUACAAGAGUUUCAAUGGCAACAAUCAUAACCGGUCAACCACGACGAUUCUUUCGGCCUCUGUUCCAGCAGAAUUGCCAAGUGCGACAUAUAACACAGUGUCACCACACAAGCACAAGUGGCUCAACAAACUGGAUCCACGUUUCAAUGCCAAGGUGAUGGAAGAAAAGCAAAAGACCAUCGAGCGACAGGAGCGAGAGCGCAGAAAGAAGAAAGAGGAUGAGGAGAUGAUUGGGGAGUUGUUGCACGGUUGGGCCAAGUAG